Colletotrichum fioriniae is the source of this 1527-nucleotide messenger RNA. RefSeq lists its product as uncharacterized. Gene Ontology annotation, molecular function: protein binding. The record is from RefSeq and is a predicted model, not a curated record. Lineage: Eukaryota; Fungi; Ascomycota; Sordariomycetes; Glomerellales; Glomerellaceae.
AUGUCUAAGGCCAGCAAUGUUGACUUCAAUGCCAGAACAAAGAGCGGAGAUACCCCCUUACACUGGGCAGUAGCCCAUAACCAACAAGAAUUCGCGUCAUUUCUGAUCAAUGCAGGGGCUGAUAUCAACAUCCAAAACACCAAUGGCAAGACGGCUCUACACGUGGCAACGGCAACGGACCACAGGCACUUCAUCAAGAUCCUAAUAGAUCAAAGGGCAGACCUUGAGCUUGAAGACUCAGAGGGAUACACUUGUUUGCGAUGGGCUGCCCGUUAUGGAUACCAGAGAACUGUUAACACGCUGCUGGAGGCCGGAGCAAAGAUCAGCGCGUCUGACAAGGAUGGAUACACAGCGCUACGCUGGGCAGCCCGAGAGGGGUACAAGUCGAUCGUCAAGACUCUCAUCGAUAGAGGCUCAUCGAUCGAGUCACCCGGCUCAGAGAAGUGGACGCUGCUGAGAUGGGCAGCACAAGAGGGCCAAGACUACAUUAUCAGCCGCUUAGCUAAAAGAGGUGUCAGCUUGGAUGAUCCGGAUUCCGAGGGACUGGCUGCUUUGAGCUGGGCUGUGAAGUACAAGCGAGAGAUGACCGUGUGGAAGCUGAUCAAGGGUGGUGCAGAUAUCAACAAGCCGGACAAGAAGGGGAAUCGACCUCUUCACCUGGCUGUAGACAACACUAGCGGUGAUCAUGAUAGGAGCUCUCUGAAUAUCGUCUGGAUACUCUUACAGAAUAAGGCCGAAAUCGACGCUAGGAACAAACAUGGAAUGACACCUCUGCAUCUAGCAGCGGCCAGAGGAACCAAAUCAACCGUCUGGCUGCUACUCGAAAACGGAGCGAGCCCAACUCAAGUGGACACGAAUGAUCACAACGCAUUAUACAAGGCCGUGACUGGGCUCCAUCUUGGAUGCUGCCAGAUACUGAUACAGAAAGAGGAGAACCUUGUCAACUCUAAGGACUUGUCAUGGCGUACGCCUUUGCAUGAAGCGGCCUCAUGGGGAUCGCUCCCGAUUGUGGAAAUGCUCCUAAGCCACGAUGCGCAUAUCGAUGCUCAGACGCGCAAGGGUCAGACACCACUUUAUCUCUCAAUCCUCCAAGAUCACUUUAGUGUUGCAGAGUUGCUAGUCAAGAAAGGUGCAAACUUACAGAUCCUCAACACCAACAAGAGAUGGACGGCUUUGCACCUUGCAGCCUGGGCAGGAAGUCUUGUUAUUGUAGAGAUUCUCAUCAGCAAUGGGGCAGACAUUGACGCGCAGGAUCGACAAGGGUACACCGCGCAGCAUUUUGCGCUUCAGGCUGGACAUGGCGGGAUCGUGGAUUGCCUGAGGAUGAAUAGAUCGAAUACACAGCACCCGAAGCCUGAAGGGUUGAAUCCAAAGGACUUGACUGCACAAAGCACAGGGAAACCAUUCACAGCGACCAACAAGUCCUUUAUCUUCGAGGAAAAGAAAAGUGCUGAUUCCACACAAACAGAAGAGCGUCCGUGGUGGAAAGGAGAUAAACGGUUCGCGGCUACCGUGGAGGAUGAGUAA